GCGGGUCACACCUCGUGACGCUCUCACGCCGCCACACUGGUCUCUGCUGAGGGCAGGCAGGAAGGAAGUUUCCAUACACUGUAUUUACCGAGCGGCGGCAGCUGUAAACUACAGGAGCGAGGCUUCCACCUCUACUGCUAGCUGGGAGAUUUUCAAGAAUAUAUUUUUCCUGCACUUCAUCGCUAAUAAGACUUAAGUUAUACAGAUUUUACUAUGUCAAAUCCCCUCAAGCAAGUUUUUAAUAAGGACAGAACAUUUCGUCCCAAAAGAAAAUUUGAGCCAGGCACUCAGAGAUUUGAAUUGCAUAAGAAAGCUCAAGCAUCCCUCAAUGCAGGGCUAGACUUAAAAUUGGCUGUGCAACUCCCACAUGAGGAGGACCAGAACGAUUGGGUGGCGGUUCAUGUUGUGGAUUUUUUCAAUCGCAUCAAUCUAAUCUAUGGUACUAUCAGCGACAGCUGCACAGAGCAGUCAUGUCCAAUUAUGUCUGGAGGUCCAAAGUAUGAGUACCGGUGGCAGGAUGACAGUAGAUACAGAAAACCCACAGCACUGUCUGCUCCAAAAUAUAUGAAUUUAUUGAUGGAUUGGAUCGAAGUUCAGAUAAAUAACGAAGACAUUUUCCCUACGAAUGUUGGUACACCUUUCCCAAAGAACUUUUUGCAAGUUGUGAAAAAAAUAUUAUCCAGGCUCUUUCGGGUAUUCGUCCAUGUUUACAUUCAUCAUUUUGACAAAAUAAUACAGAUGGGAGCAGAGGCUCAUGUAAAUACCUGCUACAAGCAUUUUUACUACUUUGUAACAGAAUUUAAUCUGAUAGACACCAAGGAACUUGAACCACUGAAAGAAAUGACUCUGAAGAUGUGCCAUUGAGAUGGGAUUGUCUUUUCCUCAUUUUCAAUCUCCCCUUUUUUGCCUGUGGAAGUUAACUGCUGAGAUUUGCCCCUCUGCAACAGAAGGUUGCUUGCGAAGAGACUCUUGCCUUUUUAUGAUGAAUAGUUCACUGUAUGUGAUUUAUUUUUUUAAUCUAUUUUUGAUAAUAUACUCUCUUUCAAACUGUGAUAACUGAAGGCACACUUCUUAUAAAGUUGUACAUUUCUGUGUCCUGAGAUUUUAUUUUUAUAUAGUGGCAUUUGUCACUGUUUACGUAUGGGCUUUUUGAUUAAUGCAAUAAUUUUAGGUCUGUACUACACAAACCAAUUAAUCACAGUGUAACUUUCAUUCUUCAAGGGCACAAUACAAAAUGAAAGCUGUAUUGUGAUUGGUCAGCAAACAACAGUUUUUCUUUUGGACUAUUUCAUAAAUCUCUGCAAGGGUUUUUAGGAGAAAAAAAAUGACAUUGUUAAUACACUUUUUCCUGUUGUGUUUUUGGGGGUUUCUGACCAAGAAUAUUUUUUUUCAGGUGUUAUAAGUCUGUGGUGAAAAUUAAAAUACACUGCAACCAGU
Molecule: messenger RNA, 1437 nt
Organism: Bufo bufo (common toad)
Lineage: Eukaryota; Metazoa; Chordata; Amphibia; Anura; Bufonidae
Product: MOB kinase activator 3A
Exons: 4
Coding region: 214-864 (216 amino acids)
Biological process (GO): signal transduction; positive regulation of protein phosphorylation
Cellular component (GO): nucleus; cytoplasm
Molecular function (GO): protein kinase activator activity
Source: RefSeq, a predicted model, not a curated record